AGCAACGUUUUUGGAAAAAAAAAAACAAUUUGUUAGCCAUACCGGGUAGAAGUAGCCAUGUUGAAGACCUGCCCAUCCGUCAGGACAUUCCCCAAGAGGAGAAGUCCCAAUGGGGGGGAAAUGCACUCGCUCCAGUAUCACCACAUGAAAGUGGGAAAAACAAAUACAGCGUCUUACGUGAGGAUGUGGAGGUAGCACACAAUAAGCGUUCCUUCUUUCAAAACGGUGGGGAAAACUACAACCAUGUCGCGGCAACGAGUCUCCGAAGUAACUGCCCUGCAAACGGAAGGUACCAAACCGUGUCAAAUGAUCGAACUGAAUUUGUUAGCAACGCUUUACGUAGACCCCGUUUCCACAAGAUAAAGGGACGCCUAAAUGUUCACACGAGCAGCAGUGUCCUCUGCUUUACCGCCUUCCCCGGAACAUGCCCUCAGGUUGAUUCACACAAAUAUGUGAAGGCAAAAUGGGAGGGAAGGCAGCGUGACUGUACCUCCGACAAUGAGAACCAAUUCAACUCAUCAGGUUUAACAAACCGUGGUGAAAAUGGAAUUUCUCCAAUUUUUUACAACAACGACUGCGACAGUGACGCGGACAUCGUUAGCAGCAUUGGGAGCGAUGGAGACUGUUCUGAAUUGAGGAACCCCUGUCCGGUCGGCUUGCAUACUGCUUCGGUUCCUCACCCGACAGAUGAACAACCGCAUAACGCGCUCGUCACUUGCGCAGAGGACGGAAGCAUCGCCUUUGUAAAGAUCAAAAAAAACAAGCUGACCUGCAUUAAACAUUUCCAAAUAGCCGACCAGAAAAUCGCAGCGACAAAUGUAUGUGUACACCCCUCCAGCAAACACUCCAUACUCUCCCUAACAAACAAUGCCAUCUGUUUAGUAAAUAACGAAAGGAGCGAAAUUGAAAAUUGGUACCACUCCCAUGACGAAAAAAUAACAUCGAUUAAUUUUUUGCACCAUCUCAGUUACGCGGACGAUCUGACCCCAAAUGGCUCCCCAGCAGACAGCCCUUUUUUUUACUCCACCAGUUUAGACAAAACGGUAAAAUUUUUCCAUUUGGAAAGAGGGAGUGUGUAUAGCGUAUUUUCCGUAAACGAUGCGAUUACCUGUUCGUGCAAAUCAAACAAGCAGCCACUUGUCUUGAUUGGAACGCGCUCAGGUUCAGUCAUAUGUUACGAUGUAAGAGUCCACAACAGAAGCGUAACCCAGUCAGCACUAUAUCAGAAGAACAUUUUUGACGAUGAAAUUUACGGUGUUAGUUAUUCCCCAGAUGAUAGACUAAUAGCAAUACAGUCCAUCGGGGGAAGAACCAAAUUGCUAAACGCAAAUAAAAUUAAUUUUUUUCAGUGCCUCGAAAAUCCAGAUUUUUUAAAAAAUGAAAAUCCCACGUGUGCCCCUGUUUUCACGACUGAUGGGAACGAGUUGAUUUGCACCUUCCCCUACACAUUAAUUGCACACGAUGUCGUGACGCAUUCUUACGUUAGUGUUGUUAAUGACGAGCUUGGCCAGAUAAACGGGGCGCACUGCCUGCCGGGCGGCAACCUGUGCACAAUUCACGCGGACGGGAACGUUGCCAUUUGGUGA
Messenger RNA from Plasmodium cynomolgi strain B, 1586 nucleotides. RefSeq lists its product as hypothetical. NCBI's taxonomy places the organism in Eukaryota, Apicomplexa, Aconoidasida, Haemosporida, Plasmodiidae. Gene Ontology annotation, biological process: TOR signaling; regulation of actin cytoskeleton organization. Gene Ontology annotation, molecular function: protein binding. The record is from RefSeq and is a predicted model, not a curated record. The transcript has a single exon. The annotation marks the transcript as partial. Gene Ontology annotation, cellular component: TORC2 complex; TORC1 complex.